Acromyrmex echinatior (Panamanian leafcutter ant) is the source of this 1052-nucleotide messenger RNA. RefSeq lists its product as uncharacterized. The record is from RefSeq and is a predicted model, not a curated record. NCBI's taxonomy places the organism in Eukaryota, Metazoa, Arthropoda, Insecta, Hymenoptera, Formicidae.
AAGUGCACCGGAAACAAUCGAAAGCGAUCUAACAGCUAUCGCGAAAGAAAUUCAUCCCGAACUAGUGAUAAAAACUGCAACAAAGCAAACGGAAAGCGAUAUUACUCAACAAGCGAUGUUACGAAACAAUCAAUUUUCUCCGUCCCGCGGAAUCGUAAAUCUUUCUCCGAUUCGAUUUCCGAUAUCAUUCUCGGCAUAAAUGUAAGCAAAAGAUUUUAUGCUAGCUGCAGCAAAGACAAAAAAGAUCGAAGACAAGCUCCGUCUUGUGAGGAACAAAAAAUGAAGUGCGAGAAAAAAGAGGAAACUAAGAAAAAGUGUGUAAAAGGUGUUGCUAAAUGUAUGUCGAGAAAAAAGACUACUACUGAUAAGAUGCAAAUCUGUCAGUCUACGAAAAAAGACGAAGACAAGAAAUUUUAUGAAUCUACGAAAAAGGAGGAAUUUUGUGCCACCAUAGAAAAAGAAAUUAAAAAAGAUAAAAAGUCUAUAGAACAAUUGAUAAAGGAACAGAGAGAUCGCGAAUACAAAGAGAUAGAUGAAUGCAAGAAGGGGAAAAAAGAGAAAAAGGGCGAUAAAAUCAAAAUAAUUUCCUUAAAAAAGCUGAUGGGCUUAGAUCGCAUGAUCAAUUCAUAUAAAAAACAGGAAAAGCAGGAUAUCGAAAAGUUUGUAAGCACACGUAACGAAUCAAUCAUUUCUAUGGACGCCGUGUUUAAGUGGUUCAACAUUCAAUCUAGGAUUAUUAAUGGCACGAUCCCAAUUAUUGCCAAGGAUGUCGGACUGUUCAAUGCAAUGUUUGAUCGAUCGUUCUCUACUGCCAAACUGGAUUAUCAGGAUGAUUUUGCUAUCGGACGAACUAUGAAUGAUGAUAAAAUAGUUCAAAACUAUUCUGCGAAUGACGACGAUUUUAUUCAUGGCGAUGAAAUACCGAAUUAUGCUGAAAUAGAAUAUGAGGACGAAGAAGAUGACGUUCACGAGGAUCACUAACCGAUCUCCAAAAUCAAUCGAAUCUUACGCAAAGGUCACAGUAUAUAUUAAUUUAAUAUAAGUAGUGAAAA